Messenger RNA from Notothenia coriiceps (black rockcod), 2251 nucleotides. RefSeq names its product nuclear pore complex protein Nup205-like. The transcript is spliced from 16 exons. Bases 8 to 2251 code for a protein of 747 amino acids. Gene Ontology annotation, biological process: nuclear pore organization. Lineage: Eukaryota; Metazoa; Chordata; Actinopteri; Perciformes; Nototheniidae. The record is from RefSeq and is a predicted model, not a curated record. Gene Ontology annotation, cellular component: nuclear pore; nuclear pore inner ring. Gene Ontology annotation, molecular function: structural constituent of nuclear pore.
GUGUGUCAUGGCGGCCCAGAUGGCGGUAAAUUCGGGAGCCAGUCUGUGGGGGCCGCUGAAGGAACUAUGGGAGACAGUGGACGGAGCGGUGUUGAGGAGACAGCCAGAGAGCGUCCACCUCCUCGACCUGCAGCUGAAGAAACACAAACCACACUUUCUCUCACUCUUCAAAAACCCGCCAAAGAGUGCAGAGCAGAGAGAAAAGGUGCGUAAAGCCAGCACAGAAGGCAUCGCCAUCCAGGGUCAGCAGGGGUCACGGCUCCUUCCAGAGCAGCUUCUCUCAGAGGCCUUCAUCCUCAGCGAUCUGUUUGAUAUUGGAGAGUUAUCAGCUUUGGAGCUUCUGUUAGCAGGUGAGCAACAGCAGCCCCAUUUUCCAGGUCUGACACGAGGUCUGGUAGCUGUGCUGCUCUACUGGGAUGGAAAGCUUUGUGUGGCCAACUCCCUGCGCACACUCAUCCAGUCACGCCAUGGCAAGACCUUCACCCUGGACCUGAGUGGAGAGCUGGUGGCUUUGACCACACGUUUCACAGACGAACUGAUGAACCAGGGUCUGACCAAACGCGUCCUGGCAUUGGUGUCGGAGAUCAAUGUGGCGCGAGAAUUUGAACGGCUGCAGAAGGAGCGCGGCCUGGGCAACGAGAAGCACCGGAAAGAGGUCUCGGACCUUAUUAAAGAGAGCAGACAGGCUCUGGCAGACAGCCUGUUUUCGUGGACCUGCCAGUCACCUUUGUCUAAAGACGACACCCUGGCUCUUAUUGGCCACCUGGAGACAGUGAGCGCUCAAGCUGAUGGCUCAUUGGAUAGCGUGAACCUGGCUCUGGUCAUGGCACUACUCUACUGCUUGGAUGUCAGCUUUGUAGAACAGGGAACAGAAGAUAGAGAAGAUCUGAUCCAGGCACUGCCAUUGCUGACUGAGCGGCAGUACGUGUCUGCGGUGCACAGCCGGCUGAUGGAUGGCCAGCCGUGGAAGCUUCCAGGUCUGCAGGCUGUGUGUCGCCUGGCCUGGGCUCUAUCUCUGAGGGUCCUUUCGCAGCUACCACAGGGAGGUGCCCUGGUGGAGUUCACUGAGGCAGACGAGGCUCUGGCCGACCAGGCUCUGUUGGGAGACGUCUUCCUGUUUAUGAGGGAGGGCAUCCUGGGAUGUGAGGGCUGUGCACAGGAAGAGUUUUACAUCCGCCGCCUCCACUCACUCAUCACAGACUUCCUGGCACUCAUGCCAAUGAAGGUGAAACAGCUUCGUAACCGCGCUGAUGAGGAUGCCCGUCUGGUGCACAUGUCUUUACAAAUGGAGAGCGAGCUUCCAUCGUCGCUACGCAAGGACUUAGACCAUCUCAUGAACCUCAUAGGAGAGUUUUACAGUAAGGACCCAUUUGGACUGGAGUUGGGUCUGGAGUUUUGGUGUCCCACAGAGUCUCUGCAACACACCUCCCUGCAGGGGUCCUACCUGGGGAUGGCGCUGCAAAGGCCUCCGCACAAACAGGUGGUUCUGUCCAAGUUUGUGCGUCAGAUGGGAGACCUCCUGCCCUCCACCCUAUAUAUCUCCUAUCUCCGUAUGCUGAAAGGACUCGCCAACGGGCCUCAGUGUUCACACUACGCCUUCAGCCUGCUCAAAACCAACGGAGCCACGCACAGUGACAACCUCCAGGGAGUGUCCGGCAGCCCGGUGUCUUGGGAACACUUUUUUCACUCCCUGAUGCUCUACCAUGAGAACCUGCGGCGAGACUUUCCAAACCCAGACGCAGCACAGUUCCGCCACCCGUCCCUCAGAGGCAUCACCCAGAGAGAGCUGGAAGGACUCACCUCCUUCCUGCAGCUGCUCACCACCAUCAUCACAUGGAGUGAAAAUGCUCGCCUGGCGCUGUGUGAGCAUCCCCAGUGGACUCCCGUGGUGGUGAUGUUGGGGCUGCUGCAGUGCAGCGUCCCCCCCGUCCUGAAGGCGGAGGUCCUGCGCUGCCUGGCAGCUUUUGGGAAGUCACCAGAGAUCGCCGCCUCACUGUGGCAGUCACUGGAAUACACUCAGGUUAUCCUUCAGACAGUAGACCGGACAGGGCAGGCAGCUGGAAUUGAGACUGAGAAAGUGGGAGUUGCUGACGCUGUGCUGGAGGUGUUCCACAAGCUGCUGCGUGACUACGAGCCCCAGCCCUCAGACUUUGUCCAGGAGAUAGUGGAGCUACAGGGCGAGCAGCUGCGGCCACAAGCGCCCGGGCCACAGCCUCAUGUUCCACCUGUUGAACGACUCGGCCCACGCUGA